Messenger RNA from Acanthoscelides obtectus, 2905 nucleotides. The record is from the annotation of a GenBank genome assembly. Lineage: Eukaryota; Metazoa; Arthropoda; Insecta; Coleoptera; Chrysomelidae.
AUGCUUGAAUGCCAGUUCACCUGCGAUCUGUGUAGCGGAAAGAACUGCGGAAUUCUUCCGGAAGCUCUUCGAACGAAUUGCGAACGUUGUACAGAAAAACAGAAGACAGUAACACUUCGCGCGGUGAGACGUUUGAAGAAAGAGUACCCCAAAGUAUGGGCUCAACUGCAAAAAGAAUGGGAUCCUGAAGACAUCUACGUGAAACGGUUCGAAGCAACCUUUGGAAAUAGGGACUCGGGAACCAGACAAUCAACCACAACUCCCGUAGUUCUAAUACUGAACAGAUUCGGAAACGAUGAGGAAAAUACCAUAGCUUCAGCUUCUAGCUCGCUUGAUCCAAAUACAACUAACAAGCCAUCAUCUACCACCAGCUUCAUUUCAUCCACCAAUCGUCCCAUCAGUAGUAGCACAAUUGCUUCGACCACAACCACCAGCAAACCCACUUCCACAAAAGCAACACCUACGACUAGUACUACCACGCAAAAACAUUUUAUCAGCUCUACUGCAACACCCAAGCCAAAUCCUAGUAAUGCUAAAGUACCAACUGCCAAAACUGUAAAUCUCGUCAACAGAAUUCCUACCACAAGGUUAAGUCCAGUACCAAAUCAUGGUAUGAAUAUACCAAUUAGGAUAAACAUUAGACCUAUUGCUAAUAUAGGUCAAGGAAUUGAGGCAACGGUAAGUCUAGGGAAUGACAUCAUACAACAAUUUGGUAAAGGUCUUAUAGGGAUAGGAAAUAAGCUUAUCGAAACCGGUGCAGAUAUAGCGGAAGUUGUUGUUAAUAACUUCUCCAGACCGUUGGUUUAGACGCACUGAUUCUGCAAUACUAUCUACUUAACAAAAUAUAUUUCAAGGAAUAAUCACAUAAAUUCAUAUUAAUACAUACAUUGAUUGUACCGUGCUUUUCAAAAGACCACCCCCCGAAUAGGCUACUUGACUCAUAUCUAAUUGCAUAGUAUAAAUUAGGCUAUAUAUCGUUUUAAAUUUUUAAUACGAUGAAAACACUAUCGGCCAUGAUGUGAUGUCAUACAAAUUGUAAGCAAAUAAACUUCAUCCGUAUGUCACCCGUAGACUAACGUUGCCUAAUCAACGUAAAAAGUUAUUGUUUUCUCGUUUUAUUGAAAAAAUAAUUUUGGUCGUUGGAUUCUUAAAAGCAGAAAGCGGAAAAUUGACACAUUCAUGGUUGGUAAUAUUUUUGCCCCAACUCAGACUUCUGCUCUAUCGAGGUGAGCAAUACUUAAUACUGAGUAUGUUUAUGUCGCUGGGUACUCUAAUCCACAGCUUUCCUGGGGUCCUUAUCGAUGACUUUUUACAUUCCUGAUUGAUGCAGUAACGAUAAUUACUAUAAUUUUCAUGUAAGCUAAUAGAAGACAGAUUUAUAUGUUUAAAAGUUUGAGAGGUUAUACUGCUGUCAGCUGCUGUUUAGAAAUAAACGUAAUAGAGCACAUUAAUAUGGGCCAAACAUGACGGACAGCGUUUUCACCUGACUAAGAUAUUUUUAAAUUAAAGUUGUAAAAUCUUUAAGGCCUGAAAAAAUAUGUUAUUAAUUUUUUUUUUGGUUUAUCACAACAAAUAUUAACUAUUUAAGACCUAUUUAUGCAAAGUGUCAACUCGCCUAUUGAACUGAUCAAUUUAGCAGGUCCUAAAGUAGUACGAUGGUUGUGUUAAAAAAGAAAAUGGCAAAAGCUGUCAUUUAAAAUGUAUGCUCUGGGGUUGAUAAAGAAGCUUAAAGAUAAUGUCACAAGUGUAACUUUCGCAAAAAAAUCGUCACUCCCAACUUCAGCUUGCUGAUCUAUUCAAAAAACAGGUGGGACGAUCUGUAAGUCAAUGUAUGUAUGAAUAUUACAUUCUUUACAUGAUGAUGCAUAAUCAGCAUUUAUCUUGUCGCUUCGUUGUUUUAUCUCUAAACAUAUUCCGAUUCAAUAAGUGUUUAUAACAAACGAAAAUGUACCUGGAUAAUAUAAUUUUCUUUGGUUCUAAUGGGUUAAUUUUAGAUUAUGAAACGAAUAUUUUUAUAUAUCUAGCAAGAUUUUCUCAUUUUACUCCAAUGAUACCUUACGUAUCCGCAUUCAUCCAGUUCCCAAUAAAAUAUAUAAGAAUUAGAAAUGAAUAAAACUGUUAUUUGAAGCUUUGACAGAGGGGCAAACAUGAUGAAGCUACGUUUCGCAUGGUGUACAGAGUAUGAUAUUGAUACUGAAUCAUUUGCACGCACUAACUGUGCUAAUGCUACGCAGAUUAUCUGUGAGACCGGCCCGUAGGACCUUUACCCUUGGUAAAAAAAGUAUUGUAAGUCAAUAGGUCUGCCAGGUCUGGUUGCUCGGAUACUAGACAAAGUCAGAGAGAAAAAAGGAAAGAAGAAAGAAAGGAAAGAAGGAGGAAGAGCAAAGAGGAAGAAGUGUGUCAAUUUGAGGGUUGCACUGGCAUUGUUAACUAAUAUUCGGAAACUUUAAAUUGAUCAUAAAGUUGCUACGCAGUUUUACGAUUCAUGGAACUGUUUUUUAUUUAUCCAGUACGUACUACAGAAUAAAGCAGACAAACGUGGCAAUAUUUCCUAAGUAGUAAGUACGUUCAAAACCAGAAAAAUAUUUUUUAUAACCAAUCAGUGUUGUAUAUUUCUACGUCACUUCUGAAUCUGAAGGAUAAAACGCUUCAUUAAAUGUAGAUAUGUAUUCAAGGUAUACAUAUUAUAAGUACCACAAUUUUAACUGUCUCCUGGAAAAUUCAAAUUCUGGAACUUACGAGGUUUUUGCUGUGUCCGAUUCAAUUGUUGAUUUUAAAAAGUCAGUGAACUAUGAAAUAAUAAAAUCUUCGUUUUUCUUCAGCAUGGGUUAACAUUUUCCAAUUUACACGCCACUGGUGUCACCUCAAGCACUGAAUUUUUGUAUUUAUUGGCCAUGCUGUUAGA